GUUUGUAGUGCCAUAGUAAUGUCUUCAGCUCUCAAUUGCAUGCUUGUUGCUCCAUGGUAAACCCAAUGAUGCCCGCAUGCCACUGCUGGUGGUCACAUGACACACCUAGCUUAACUGUUACUUGCUGGUUCAGACCAACCGCCGUUUGGACAGUGAGUAGGAGAGAGUAGGUGUUUUUGAUCAGCGAUUGCUAAAUUUAUCCAAACCGUGAGUAAAAAUAAAAAACCGUAUAGGAGGAGUAGUAUAGGAGUAAAGACCAACAUGGAUUUGAGUGAGAGAAGGAGAUGUCCGGCUGGACAGGUAGUGAAAAGCUGCAUAGAAGGUAAGACCAACAAGGAUUGGAUCAAGGAGUCAGGAGAAAGAAAAUCAGAUGCAGCAAAUGAUAAAAAGAUUUGCAGAAAUGCACAGACAAGUCUGGAUAGGAGCAUUAAAAGGAGAUGGAGAGUAGAGAAACAGACAGAAAAUAAAGAGAAGACCAUUAAAAGGAUAGAAAAUGAAAAAAGACAGAUUGAAAAAGAAAGCCAGGCAGAGAAAACCAGUGAAGAUGAGAAGAUUAAAAGGAGAAGAUUUGAAGAAGGAGAUAUAGAAAAGGAAAGCCAGGCAGAGAAGAAGACUAGUGAAGAUGAAAGGAUUAAAAGGAGAAGAUUUGAAGAAGGAGAUAUACAAAAGGAAAGCCAAGCAGAGAAGAAAACCAGUGAAGGUAAGAGCAUUAAAAAGAGAGGAGUUGAAGAAGGACAGUUACAAAAGGAAAGCCAAGCAAAGAAAAAGACUAGUAAGCUUGAGAGAAUUAAAACAAGUCAGGUUGCUAAAGACGAUAAAAAAAUCUCAGAUGAAAAUAGUAAAGAAAGAAAUUUAGAGCAAAAUGAAGUGAAUAACAGAAGAUCAAGACCAGAAGACCUAUUAGAAGGUGGAAGCAUACAGAAGAGACCCCGUCUGGACAUUGAAAGACCUGCUCCCCUGGAUAGUAACAACUACAAGUUCCACACUGUACUGGGACAAGGAGGCUUUGGCCAGGUGAUGUUGGCUUCUUUUAGACCAAAUAAACAACUGGUGGCAAUUAAGAUCUUGAAGAAACAGAAGAACGACUGCUAUUCCAUCACUAAAGAAGCUCGUGUAUUGAAGAUCAGCAGAGAAUGUGCAUUUUUAUGCCAUUCUUAUGCAACUUUUCAGUCAGAGCUUGAAGCCUUCUUUGUCCUGGAGUAUGCCAGUGGGAAAUCUUUAUGGCAAAUGAUUAUGCGUGAAGGAGGUCUGCCAAUGUCGACAAUCAUGUUCUACACAGCAGAGAUGGUGGUUGCCCUCCAGUUCCUGCAUUCUAAGGGAAUCAUUCAUCGUGAUCUGAAGCCGGACAACAUAUUAGUGGAUAAAGACGGCCACAUAAAGAUCUGCGACUUUGGCAUUGUAGAAGAGAACAUCUUUGGCCAGAGGAAAACCUACGGCUUAGCAGGAACCCCUGGAUAUCGGGCACCAGAGAUUCUAUUAAAGGAAGACUACAAUACAGCCGUGGAUUGGUGGUCUUUCGGGGUGACAAUGUAUGAAAUGGCCACAGGUGAAUUGCCAUAUUCAACAUCAGGCAGCAUUUUAAGGCAGCGCUAUAUGAUUUUGAACAAAACACCAAAAUAUCCAUGUUAUAUGAGCGAGGAAAUGCUGGACCUCCUGCCUAAGCUUUUGGAGAUUGAUAACACCAAACGAAUCGGACAGAAUGGGAACAUCAGGGAGCAUCCUUUCUACAGCACUAUUAACUGGGAUGAUCUGGAAAAUCGAAGACUGAAGACACCUUUUCAGCCAGAAAUGCCAUCUGCGGACGACUUAGAUGAUUAUCCGCUAACAUUCUCCCCUCAUAGUUGCAAUGAAAAGAAUUUGAAAGAUUUCUCGGAAGUUGAUCCCAACUGGAAUUGGCAGGAGUAAGGCAUUACCUCUGUUCUAACAUGGGAUACCAUCAUUAGUUGCUGCCUGUAACAACCUGAGGCCUUUAACAUCUGUGGCAAGCUGCACCCCUAAACAACCAAUCCACCUGUUGUACCAAACCUAAACCAUCUCCUGUGAAUGUCAACUGGUUCUACCAUCAAAGCCAGCACCAGACGGGAUCUCUGACUGUAGCUUCUAAAGGAUGGAAAAUAGGAAGGUACUAUGGUAAGGUUACAUCUUGAAGGAAAAUUGCUAAAUAAAAACAGGUUAACCCCACCCUCCCCCAAACAUCUGCCUCCCUCCUAUUCCCUUACCUGUGAUUAACCCCUUUCCUAAGUGGCCCACUCCAGUGGCAUAACUAUAAAGGAAGCAGACCCCAUGGCCGCGGGGGGCCCGGAUCUGCUUCCUUUAUACUGUCUCCCUCCUACUCCCUUAUCCCUGAUUUGCCUCUUUUUUAAUCACUAAACCACACCCCAAACUUUAGUCUCUCUCUUAUUCUCUUACCCAUGAUUGACCCCUUUCCUAAGUGGGUCACACCAACAGCAUAACUAUAAAGAAAGCAGACCCCAUGGCCGCGGGGGGCCCGGAUCUGCUUCCUUUAUACUGUCUCCUCCUACUCCCUUUCCUCUGAUUUCCUUCAUUCAUAAUCACUUCACAACACCCCAAACAUCUGCCUUCCUCUUAUUCCCUUACCUGUGUAACCCCUUUUCUAAGCAGUGGUGUAACUAUGAAGAAAGCAGACCCCCUGGCCGCGGGGGGCCCAGGUCUACUUCCUCUGUACUUUCUCCCUUCUGCUCCCUUACCCUUGAUUUCCCUUCUUCCUAAUCUCUAAACAACACCCCAAACUUAUUUUUCUCCCUUAUUUCCUUACAUGGCAUAACUAUAAAAAAAGCAGACCCUGUGGCCGCGGGGGGCACGGGUCUACUUCCUCUAUACUGUGUCCUCCUUUUCCCUUUCCCCUGAUUUCCUUAUUUACAUUUCUCUCAAUCCCUUUCCCUAUUCCCAGCUUCUUUACCAUCCACUUUUAAACCCUCCAGGUUUUCUUCCAUACCUUAACCCUAGCACUUCCCAUACCCAUGCCCUCUUUGUCCUCUCCCCAACUUCUCUCCCAACUCUUCUCUGUGAGUGUGUGUGCUCUAUGUAUUUGUGUGUGUGAUUGAGUGUAAGUCAGUUUAGUCAUUUGAAAUGCUCACCCAUUUGUUGAACAGGAGAACACUGAGAUAUAUUUCUUACUAUUAUCCACUAGUAUUUCUAGGUGCGUCUAGAGUCAUUUUACUUGCAGUCCAUAGCCAGUUCAGAGGUCACUGUAUUUGUAGAGCUUGCAUUAAUAGCGCAGCAGCUGCUGACUGUACUGCAGGUGAAAUUGGCUUAGAAGCACCUUCAAAUGCCCCUGUGUGUAUCAUCCUUACUGUUCUCCUGUUCAAUGAAUCAGUUACCAGUGCCAGGAUAUUUUUAUAACCUGGUGCUUUCCCAAAUGUAUGCCGAUACUGAACCAACCCAUAUGCCCUGAAGGUAGCAUUGUACUUACUGUACAAAGCUACUGGUUUUAGUAGAAUUAGGAAACCAUUGAUCCAGGGAUUAUACCGAUUGCCAUUUUGGAGUCAGGAAGGAAUUUUUUCCCCCUUCUGAAGCAAAUUAGAAGCUGCUUCAGACGGGGGUUUUUUGCCUUCCUCUGGAUCAUCUAAAAAUUAGGUAGGAUUUGUUUCAGCAAAAGGUUGAAUUUGGACACCUUUUUUCAACCAAAAGAUCAAUGCCACACCUGGCUGAGAAAGCUCCCAUUCACUCCAUGGUAUAAGUGCACUGACAGUCAUGGAACAUAUUUUGGUGAGAAAAUGUAUAUUUAUGCUUCUCUGCACCAAAAUCCACUCUGUGUGUAUCAAUGCACUUACACCAUGGAGCAAAUGGGAGCGGAUCUGCUUUUUCACGGCCUGGUGUGGCAUUAGCCUCACUACUAAGUAACUGUGUCAGUGCACAUAAGAUCAUUAACCAUUAGAAUAUAAAUUAAACCAACUAAAACAAAAUCUCCUAAA
Messenger RNA from Xenopus laevis (African clawed frog), 3935 nucleotides. Its product is annotated as protein kinase C delta type-like. The record is from RefSeq and is a predicted model, not a curated record. The transcript has 8 exons. Lineage: Eukaryota; Metazoa; Chordata; Amphibia; Anura; Pipidae. The coding region runs from base 262 to 1905 and encodes 547 amino acids.